CGAGUCUGGGGGACCGCGGGACCAAGAGGAACGGAGACGCAGGCCGGGACUGGGGUACCAGGGGGUGUGGGAUGGAGAUGGAGAACCAAAACCGGGACUUGAGGGAUCCAGAAAUGGAAACCCAGGUCUGGGACUGGGUUCUGGAAAUGGCUGGGGAUGGAGGACCGGGACCGGAGGAACCAGAGACAGAGACUCAGGCUUAUGGAUUUGGGGGGGGGGACCUUUGGAUGGAGACCCAGGCCCAGGUCUGGGGGAACCAGGGUGGGUGGAGAGAAUGGAGACCAGGUCAGAGACUCGAGGAUCUGGGGACAGAGGCUCAGGCCCAGGACUGGAGGAGAUCUAGGACUCUUGUAUCUAAGCCUGCUUUGGGCUCGGGGAUGGGGGCGCUGGUCAGUUCAAGUUUAGGGGCGGGGCCCGAGGGAGCUUCCCAGGGCAGGGGGCAGAAGUGACUUCUGAGGGUGAGUCCACAGAUGGGGGUGCGUCUGGGGCUGCUCUGGGCCGGGGAAGGUGAGGGGCAGGCCUGGCAGCUGGCUGGGUGGGCGGGGCAGUGGGGAACAAAGGUGAGCAGGAAGGAGGCAGAAACUGGGCAGAGGGCAGGGGGAAGGCCUCUGGGGAGGGGACCUCAGGCCCGGCUCCCACCCCCUCCCUGGAGAGCAGGCGGCCAGACGCCCAGAGGCCAGACCAGGAGCUGACCUGCAGCUGGGGCCACAGGCCUAGAAGCGCCCUGGACAGGGCCGAGGCCAUGGCCCCCCCACCGCCUCCACCACUGGCCGCCAGCACCCCGCUCCUGCAUGGCGAGUUCGGCUCCUACCCGGCCCGGGGAUCCCGCUUAGCCCUCACUCUCACACCACAGGCCCUGCACAUACAGCGGCUGCGCCCGAAGCCCGAAGCCCGGCCCCGGGGCGGCCUGGUCCCGUUGGCCGAGGUGUCAGGCUGCUGCACCCUGCGGAGCCGCAACCCCUCAGACGCGGCGGCCUACUUCUGCAUCUACACCUACCCGCAGGGCCGGCGCGGGGGCCGGCGCAGAGCUGCCCGCACCUUUCGCGCCGACGGGGCAGCCGCCUACGAGGAGAACCGCGCUGAGGCCCAGCGCUGGGCCACUGCCCUCAUGUGUCUGCUCCGUGGACUGCCACUGCCUGGGGACAGGGAAAUAACCCCCGAGCUGCUGCCAAGGCCACCCCGAUUGCUCCUAUUGGUCAAUCCCUAUGGGGGGCGGGGUCUGGCCUGGCAGUGGUGUAAGAACCACGUGCUGCCCAUGAUCUCUGAGGCCGGGCUGUCCUUCAACCUCAUCCAGACAGAACGGCAGAACCACGCCCGGGAGCUGGUUCAGGGGCUGAGCCUGAGUGAGUGGGACGGCAUCGUCACAGUCUCGGGAGACGGGCUGCUCUUCGAGGUGCUGAACGGACUCCUAGACCGCCCUGACUGGGAAGAAGCUGUGAAGACACCCGUGGGCAUCCUCCCCUGUGGCUCAGGCAACGCCCUGGCCGGAGCUGUGAACCAGCACGGGGGGUUUGAACCUGCCCUGGGUGUUGACCUGCUGCUCAACUGCUCGCUGCUCCUCUGCCGGGGGGGCAGCCGCCCGCUGGACCUGCUCUCUGUGACGCUGGCCUCGGGCUCCCGCUGUUUCUCCUUCUUGUCUGUGGCCUGGGGCUUCGUGUCAGACGUGGACAUCCAGAGCGAGCGCUUCAGGGCCCUGGGCAGCGCCCGCUUCACACUGGGCACGGUGCUGGGCCUUGCCACCCUGCACACCUACCGCGGACGCCUCUCCUACCUCCCUGCUGCUGUGGAACCUGCCUCCCCCACCCCUGCCCACGGCCUGCCCCGUGCCAAGUCAGAGCUGACCCUGGCCCCGGCCCCGGCCCCAGCCCCACCUGUGGCACACUCACCCCUGCAUCGCUCAGUGUCUGAUCUGCCUCUGCCCCUGCCCCAGCCUGCCCUGGCCUCCCCUGGCUCACCUGAGCCCCUGCCCAUCCUGUCCCUCAAUGGUGGGGGCCCAGAGUUGGUCGGGGACUGGGGUGGGGCUGGGGAUGCCCCACUGUCCCCAGACCCCUUGCUGCCCUCACCACCUAGCUCCCCGAAGGCUUUACUGUCACCCAUCACUGAGGGGGUCCCAGAAAUGCCAGCCUCCUCUGGGCUCCCACCUCCCACCCCUGAUGCCCUGGGAGCCAUCUCUACCGGGGGCCCACCUGACCACCUGCUCCCACCUCUGGGCACCCCACUGCCCCCAGGGUGGGUGACGCUGGAGGGGGACUUUGUGCUUAUGUUGGCCAUCUCACCCAGCCACCUGGGGGCUGACCUGGUGGCAGCUCCCCAUGCGCGCUUUGACGACGGCCUGCUGCACCUGUGCUGGGUGCGCGGUGGCAUCUCGCGGGCUGCGCUGCUGCGCCUUUUUCUGGCCAUGGAGCGAGGUAGCCACUUCAGCCUGGGCUGUCCGCAGCUGGGCUACGCUGCGGCCCGUGCCUUUCGCCUCGAGCCUCUCACGCCUCGCGGCGUGCUCACUGUGGACGGAGAGCAGGUGGAGUAUGGGCCACUGCAGGCGCAGGUGCAUCCAGGCCUUGGCACACUGCUCACUGGGCCACCGGGGCGCGCGGGUCAGGACCCUUGACCCUAAGGAAGCUUGCUGCCCGCCAGGGGCGGGGCCGGCAUUCCGAAAAGGCGGGGCCUGGCCUAGGGGCGGGGCCUAGCUGCUAGAGUUAGGGUGAAGGCCCCACACGCAGGGACCAGAGGUAAGGUGGGAUGGAGUGUGGCCCGAACUCCAGGGGGUCGGGGUCAUCAAGGUCACCGACAACGGGCUGGCCCCGACGGUAGUGCCUGACUAAUGAGGGCGGAGCUCGGUCCAGACCCUCGCUUCCGGCUCGUGGGAGGCCAGGUCCGCUGAGGGCGGAGACUGUCUUACGCGUUGUCCAAUGACGGGACCUGGCAUGUACGGGCCGGGGAGGCCUUAGUUAAUUGGCCAGUCAGGGCCCGGUCUCGCCCUACCCACUCCGGUGCCUCCACUUAACUGGCCAAUCAGCCCAGGAGGGGCAGGUUCCCCGGGGCCGACGCUCGGAUUUGCACUAAUGUUCCUCCCACCCACCGCCGGUGGGGACGAGGAAACUCAUUUCUCCCGUCUUCUGUCUCUUGUGCGUCCCCUGACCCCAAUCUUCAAAGCAAUUGAAAAGGUCUAUGCAAUAAAGGCAGUCGCUUCAUUCCUCUCA
Messenger RNA from Zalophus californianus (California sea lion), 3197 nucleotides. It is a transcript of the gene SPHK2, whose product is annotated as sphingosine kinase 2. Gene Ontology annotation, biological process: sphingosine biosynthetic process; positive regulation of apoptotic process; sphinganine-1-phosphate biosynthetic process. The coding region runs from base 743 to 2605 and encodes 620 amino acids. NCBI's taxonomy places the organism in Eukaryota, Metazoa, Chordata, Mammalia, Carnivora, Otariidae. The record is from RefSeq and is a predicted model, not a curated record. Gene Ontology annotation, cellular component: cytoplasm; membrane; intracellular membrane-bounded organelle. The transcript has 6 exons.